GGCGAAGUCCAGUUCUCGCGAUGUGUGGGAAUACUGUGCCUACACUGUAUCGCAGCAACAGAAAUGGCCGCUUUGCGUAGACUCUUCCUGGCGCUGAACAAGCCCACCGGGUUUAAUUUCACUUCCCUGCCGCGAAAUAAUCGCUUCGGGGCUCAGACUAUUAAGAAAACGAGUGUACAGAGGUCUGUUGCGAUAGGAAUAUGCCUCGCUGCCGGAGGUGCUGUAGCCUAUUACUGCUACCAGGAGAUGUAUAACGACAGACGCAGGACGGGAUACCGACUCAACCGCGGAGUCCUGCUUCCAUCCCUACCCGCAGUAGCUGCUAAAGAAAAGGCCCAGACGAUCGACCUGGAGGACGGCGACGUGCGCAUGUCGUCCCACGAGCACCGCUUCCGCAUGUUCAGCUCGGUGGAGUACGAGGGCCAGCUCUACAUGACGCCGCUCAACUUCAUCGAGUCCCUCACCAUGAGCGAGCCCAAGGAUAAGAAGUCAUGGAGGUCCCUCACCAAACAGGAGCUUGAGAAGAUUCUCACAGACACGCCUCCCGUUUGGAAAGGAACCUCAAAACUGUUCCGGAAUCUGCGGGAAAGAGGCAUCAUCGCUUACACUGAGUAUCUCUUUCUGCUCUGCAUCCUGACAAAGCCCCACGCCGGAUUUAAAAUCGCCUUCAACAUGUUUGACGCAGAUGGAAACCAGAUGGUGGACAAGAGAGAGUUCCUGGUGCUUCAGGAGAUCUUCCGCAAGAAAAACGAGAAGAGGGAGAGAAAAGGAGAUGCUGAGAAAUCUGCACAGCUGAGUUUGCAGCUGUAUGGAUAUCACGUUGCCCCCGGCAACAGCGUUCUUAAAAAAGAGCCUCAGGAAUUUGUGCCCAGGAGCUACUGGGACAUUCUGAGACGGGGCACGAGUCAAGCUCUCUUUUCUGACCUGGCAGAGCGAGCGGAUGAAAACAUGAUGAUUGACACCACGCUGCUGGUGCAUUUCUUUGGGAAGAAGGGGAAGGCUGAGCUGACGUUCCAGGAUUUUUACAGAUUCAUGGACAACCUGCAGACUGAGGUCCUGGAGAUCGAGUUCCUCACCUACUCCAAGGGCAUGACCACCAUCAGCGAGGAGGACUUCGCCCGCAUCCUGCUGCGCUACACCAACGUGGAGAACAUCAGCAGCUACCUGGAGAACGUCCGGCAAAGCAUUCCAGAUGAGAAGACGCAAGAGGGAAUCACGUUCGAGGAGUUCAGGUCCUUUUUCCAGUUCCUGAACAACCUGGAGGAUUUCGCCAUCGCCAUGCAGAUGUACAACUUCGCCAGCCGCUCCAUCGGGCAGGACGAAUUUGCGCGUGCCGUUUACGUGGCGACGGGACUGAAGCUCACCCGCCACCUGGUCAACACCGUUUUCAAGAUCUUCGACGUGGACCACGACGACCAGCUGAGCCACAAGGAGUUCAUCGGCAUCAUGAAGGACCGUCUGCACCGCGGCACUAGGAGCUACAAAACUGUAGAGCGCUUCACUUCCUUCCGAUCCUGUCUGAAAAAGGAGCUGGCGGGCAGCAGGUGAACCGGCGACGCCCGUCUUCCUUCCCCACCUGUGUGAGGAGGGAGGCUGGGAAGCAGGCGAGGCAGCUGUGGAGGAGAUUCCAGGACAAACCGUAGAGGAGGAGGAGGAGACGACCGUCACCGGGAUGCCUGGCAGAGCUGUCAAUCACUGAGACCGGACACACGCCCACACCCCGCCCAUUUCCCCCGUAAAAUGCUACACUCUCAAACGGCAACAUCAUUCUGCUGUGACCCGCAAUCUCAACCUGUAACUUCCCUUUAAUUUCUGCAUUAGAUUAUCCAUGCAAGGAUGAUUUGUAGUAAUAACAAUAAUAAUAAUAUUUUGUGACAAAUUUUGUAAACCAAGUGAAACAGGACACAGGGGCUAGGCUUAUAAAUGUCAGAAUUUGGCCAAUGACACUAUACCACCACCUGGUGGUCAAUCUGCACUGCAUUUUAACUGAGGCAAGAGGUGCUUGAACAUCUAAAAAGAAUCCUGACAAAAACAACAGGUUUCAAGCAUCACAGGUGUAAUUAUAGUACACUUGUGAAUUGUGACUAUUCAUGAGUAUGUCAGUGAGUAGUGAUAGUAAUAAUAAUGAACUUAUUUAUAUUUACGAGUGGUACAUAAUUAAUGUUGCACUUGUAAAUAUUCUUGAGUGUACGAGUAAUAAUUCAUUCACGAAUGCAGCUUUUAUGAGUACGUAAAAAGUACAUCAAGAACUUGGUUGCGAAUAGUCACGCGCAGGCAAAGUCUUUAGCUUCAGUACGACUGCAGCUUACAGCACAGACGGUCUCCGUAGCGACGGCGCUCAGACGAGGAACGUAAUGAAACGCAGGUCUUGCCGGGCUCCUGAGUGGCUGUUCGCGAACACAGCGGAAACUCCCCGGAGUUGGAGGACACCGGGAGUCUGUCAUUAAUACGCUCUGUCUGCUCUGUCUUACCCGGGUUCAGGAGUUUAACUCUUACCUUUGGGGAGCUUCCGAGAACACACACAGCCCGCAACCACACAUUCCACACUCGUCACCCCACAAAUAAAGACACGCUGAUCGCCUUCUGGUCACACCACAGACUUGGCACUUUAGACGUGUAUAUGAUCCCAUGUAUAUGAUCCUAAAGCUUUUUUAUAGUCAGUUUCACACACACACACACACAGGUACAUACACAUACACACACACACUUGUUUAUAUAUUACAUGUAUGCAGUAUCUCCUUCAUACUCCAAAUAUUUGGCAAAAUAUGCAUAAUAUAUGAUUUUGUACUCCAUUAUUCACAGAAAUGAGUGCACCCAACAGAAGAAGAAGAAAAACAAGCCAUAGCACUUGGCUAUGGAAAACCGAUCUUUUU
Molecule: messenger RNA, 2873 nt
Organism: Anguilla rostrata (American eel)
Lineage: Eukaryota; Metazoa; Chordata; Actinopteri; Anguilliformes; Anguillidae
Gene: micu3a
Product: mitochondrial calcium uptake family, member 3a
Exons: 16
Coding region: 64-1548 (494 amino acids)
Biological process (GO): calcium import into the mitochondrion; mitochondrial calcium ion homeostasis
Cellular component (GO): uniplex complex
Molecular function (GO): calcium ion binding
Source: RefSeq, a predicted model, not a curated record